AUGCAGGCAGCACACACACGUUUAGGUAACACUGCAGAUGGCCCCGAUGGCCGCUGCUGUCCUAGUGAUGCCGGCAUACCGGCACUUAUUCCCAGCGGAGCUCACCCUGUUGCAGGAGCACCGGAAGCCUCCCAGAGUUCCAGCAAAAACACGGUGCCUUUAACACAAAGGCCCGGAAUCCAACGUCAAAGAUUCGCCCUCAUCGUGCCUUUCCCGACCUCUUUGGAGGCAGAAAUCGCCUAUGGGUCCCUAGCUCCGGACACCGAACCGCACCAAGGCCUGGUAGGGAAGGAGCUUAAAGUGAGCGGCAGAAUGCUGGAGGUACACUGGAUCGCCAAAGAUUCUCGCCUCCUCCGAAUUUCCAUUAUGAACUUUCUUGACCAGCUUUCUCUAGUGGUAAACACCAUACAGCGCUUUGGGCCCCCCGUUUCCCAUUAAGCCUGGCUGGGAAAGGGGGCUCAGGUAUGACCUUAUGUCAGUCUUCUCCUAAACAGUACAAUUUUCCCUAGGGAAAAGAUUCCAGAAAUAGUAGCUGCCUAAAUUUUUGCCUGAUAUGGUUCUCAGGCACUUAGGGGCCAUUUGGUCUGGUGCUUAAAUGUGUGUUGCUGAAGAAAAUAAAGCAGUGCUUCUAA
Messenger RNA from Acomys russatus (golden spiny mouse), 632 nucleotides. It is a transcript of the gene Lage3, whose product is annotated as L antigen family member 3. The record is from RefSeq and is a predicted model, not a curated record. Gene Ontology annotation, cellular component: EKC/KEOPS complex. NCBI's taxonomy places the organism in Eukaryota, Metazoa, Chordata, Mammalia, Rodentia, Muridae.